Molecule: messenger RNA, 591 nt
Organism: Corticium candelabrum
Lineage: Eukaryota; Metazoa; Porifera; Homoscleromorpha; Homosclerophorida; Plakinidae
Exons: 2
Coding region: 23-469 (148 amino acids)
Source: RefSeq, a predicted model, not a curated record
UUAGUCAUGUGGGUAUCACGUGAUGAAUCAUCAAAUCGGCGACCUAUUUGCCUUGCAAGAGCAGCGUGUGAGACUUUAUGAUGAAUUCGAGCGUGCACAUCGACUGUAUCUCCAGACUGCACCGGAAUUUAGCGGAUUUGCUGCUUACCGACAGACGGUGCACGAACUAACGCAGAAAUUUUCGAGCAUUUCUGUGGGUGUGAUGUCUGUUGAGGAGAAACUGAUGGAAGAGAAGAAGAUGGAAUUAGCACGACUUGUUCGUUGUUUACAGAACGAAGAAAAGAGAAAAUUGGAACUGACAGCUGAAUUGCACGUGAGCAAGAAGAAUGCAGUAGAAUGUGGACGAGAUUUGGCUGACGACGAGACUGUAGUUAGAAUCAUCACAAGCAUUAGAGAUGUGAAGUCAAAAAUUAAUGAGCAUCUAAAGGACAUUAGAUAUGAAGCAGAACCUAUUUUAUUAGGCGAGUGAAGAGAUAUUGGCUGCAAUUGUAAUGUGUGUGUGUGUGUGUGUGUGUGUGUGUGUGUGUGUGUGUGUGUGUGUGUGUGUGUUUACGUGGACAUAAAUAAAUUUUGUACAGAUAGAAAUGUAUU